Miscanthus lutarioriparius is the source of this 375-nucleotide messenger RNA. NCBI's taxonomy places the organism in Eukaryota, Viridiplantae, Streptophyta, Magnoliopsida, Poales, Poaceae. The record is from the annotation of a GenBank genome assembly.
AUGGCAGCCGCGCAGGGGGCCGUGAUCGCGUGCCACACCAAGGAUGAGUUCGACGCCCAGAUGGCCAAGGGCAAGGAGGCCGGCAAGCUGGUGAUCAUCGACUUCAUGUCCCCCUCGUGCCCUUUUUGCCUAGAGAUUGCCCCGGUGUACGCGGAGUGGGCCAAGAAGUUCCCUAGCGCUGUCUUCCUCGAGGUUAAUGUUUUCGAACUCAAGGAAGUUGCUAAGAGCUACAACAUCCAGGCGGCGCCGACCUUCGUCUUCAUCAGGGACGAUCUGACGCUGGAGAGCUUUGUUGGUGCCUAUCCAGAUAAGCUCCGCAACACCAUCAAGGAGUUCAUCGACAACACUUCUGCAGCCUCUGCGUCGUCCGCCUAA